Molecule: messenger RNA, 927 nt
Organism: Neltuma alba
Lineage: Eukaryota; Viridiplantae; Streptophyta; Magnoliopsida; Fabales; Fabaceae
Product: cysteine-rich receptor-like protein kinase 3
Exons: 4
Coding region: 1-927 (308 amino acids)
Source: RefSeq, a predicted model, not a curated record
AUGAUAUUAUGGUAUAUACGUUGUGGCGUUUUACUUAGGUACGAGGUUAGCACUUUCUUCAGCGAGACAACGUCAUUCAAUGCUGUAUCGUGUGGGAAUAGGACAGCAGAAUCCACAGAAUUUACAUCAGCAGCCCAAAAAUUGCUAACGAAUUUGAGAACGACAAUACCAACCGCAUCUGGUUUUUAUGCAGCUUCCAAGACACAAAUGCCUAAUAAUGGUCCAACUAUUUAUGCCUUUGCUCAGUGUAUAGAAACUAUCACACAAAGUGCUUGCCUCGAUUGCUUAACCGCUGGGGACAACAAUAUGCAGACUUGUCUUCCCAAUUCAGAUGGCAGGGCUUAUGCUGCUGGCUGCUUCAUCAGAUACUCCACCUCUUCCUUCUUUCCUGAUAACCAAACCAUUGAUGCCAUACCCUUGGUCAUACAAGGUUCUUCAAGCAACAAAAGGGAAACUAUUGGCAAAGUUGUUGGAGGUGUAGCACUUUCUUUGAUCCUCCUAGCACUAUUUGCUUGGAUUAAACAACGAAAAAGCAAUAAGAAGGUUCCUAGAGGAAACCACUUGAAAAGCGACUUGACUGGAGUAAGCAAGCUGAAAGGCCCAGUUACCUACAGUUAUAAUGAUUUGGUGCCUGCAACAAAAAAUUUUAGUGAAGAAAAUAAACUAGGAGAAGGAGGAUCUGGGGCUGUAUACAAGGCUUGGAACUUAUACGAAAAAGGAAGGCAUUUAGAGUUGGUCGACAAAACAGCAAACCCUAAUGGAUAUGAUGCAGAAGAAGUGAAGAGAAUCAUAGAGAUUGGUUUACUUUGCACCCAAGCAUCUGCUGAUACCAGACCAAUGAUGUCUGAAGUAGUUGCUUUGCUUCAAAACAAGGAUUUAUUAGACAACAUAAGUCCCACUAUGCCUAUCUUGAUAGAAACUAAUUAG